Messenger RNA from Vicugna pacos (alpaca), 3364 nucleotides. The record is from RefSeq and is a predicted model, not a curated record. NCBI's taxonomy places the organism in Eukaryota, Metazoa, Chordata, Mammalia, Artiodactyla, Camelidae.
GACUGGAACGUUCACAGGGCGGUGGCCUUGGAGGCCCAGGAGGGUUAGUGCUGCUCAGUGUCUGGGCAGUGGGACACCCUUGAAAACACCCUGGAUUUCCCACAAAGGGCGGGAGGGUUGAUUCCAAAAUGCAGUCUUGGAUAUGUUUAUCUGAAGCAAAAGAACCACCAGGCAUCCUCCAGCAAAGAUGGUUUAUUCAGGAUCAGCAGAGAAUCUCAACCACUGGGAGUCACAGGCAAGUUCCCGUCCUGCAGGGAAGGAGAAGCUUUUAUAGACGGGACAGGACGUGAGCUGGCUUAGCAGACAGUCCCUGGCUUUCCACUGGCCGAGUCCUUGUGGGAAAGAAGAAUCUUUCUUCUGUUGGGUUCCGCUGUCAUCACAGGGGUGAGAGCUCCCCCUGCUGGUCUCCCAAACCUAUUCAACUGAGUUCGCGUAUUAAUUUUUACAGAUACCACAGAACAAAAGGAAAAAGGGACAUGAGAUAUACGUUUUCAUUGUUCCUGCUUGGGGAGAGUGGUCAGAACACUUUCCUUGUUUUUAAGCGAAAGCAAGAAGUUCCAGCCCGUUCUAGGCGCCCAUCCACCAGAGACAGAGAACCUGAGCCCCUCAAAGGGAAGGUUGUCGGGGUCACUGAGGAGAGUGACUGCACCUGCAAGCCGAGCGCCCACCACACUCAGCCCUUCUGUGCCCAGAAUUAGCAGCACAGCCUCCUCUUGGCGGGAUUCAGAGAGAGCGUCCACCUCCUAGAGCAUGGCAGGUUUAGGUAAGAAAGUGCUCAUAGUCUACGCGCACCAGGAGCCCAAGUCUUUCAACGGGUCCCUGAAGGACGUGGCGGUGGCGGAGCUGGGCCGGCAGGGCUGCAGCAUCACCGUGUCUGAUCUCUACGCCAUGGACUUUGAGCCGAGGGCCACGAGGAAUGAUAUCACUGGCACCCUCUCUAACCCCGAGACCUUCAGUUACGGGGUGGAAGUGUAUGAAGCCUACAAGAAGGCGGCUCUGAGCAGUGACAUCGUCCAGGAGCAGAAAAAGGUUCAGGAGGCCGACCUGGUGAUAUUUCAGUUCCCGCUGUACUGGUUCAGCGUGCCCGCCGUCCUGAAGGGCUGGAUGGACAGGGUGCUGUGCCAGGGCUUUGCCUUCGACCUGCCCGGCUUCUACGACGACGGCUUCCUCAAGGGUAAAUCGGCCAUCCUCUCCUUGACCACGGGCGGCACGGCUGAGAUGUACUCGAAAACUGGAGUCAGCGGAGACUUCCGAUACUUCCUGUGGCCCCUCCAGCAGGUAAUCAGCCUGGUUAGGCUCUGGCUGUGGUUCCCGGUCAGCUCAGCUCUCUCAGCCUCUGCCGUGCGGCUUGGAUCCGCUGCCUGUGGUCGCCACCCAGUGGCCGGUCUGGGACCUGAGCGGUUCCUGGUUCUCAGUCUGCAGUCUGGAGGCUGGAGUCAGACCUACAGUUAAUUAGUUCCAGGAUCCCAUCCAUGAAACCAUGUUAAAUUCAGUUCUCAUGUCUUCUUAGCCUUCUCUUAUCUGUGAGGUUUCUCAGAGACUCGUGUUUUUGACAACUUUGACGGUUUUGAAGAAUACUGGUGAGGUACAUUGUAGGAUGUCCCUCUAAUGAAUGUGCCCGAAGUUUUCUCAUGGUUAGACUGCAGUUAUGGGUCUGGGGGGGAAGACUGCAGAGGGGAGGUGCCAUUUUCAGGACACCCCAGCCAGGGUACGUGCUGUCAACGUGAUUUAUGAGUGUCGGCGUUGAGCUUGACCUGGCCAGCAGCUGAAACAGCCGUGUCGUCUCUCCCCCUUUGCCUGCUGUGUUAUUUGGGGAGAAGUCCCUUUGUGGCGCCCACACUUAAAGAGCGGGAGUUACGCUCCCCAUCUUUAGACUGGAAUAUCGACAUGAUUUAUUUGGAAUUCUUCUGCAUAGAUUUACUUCUUCCCCACUUAUUUAUUUAUUCAGUCAUUUGCCUGUGUCAGUAUGCACUCAUGGACGUUGUUUUACACUUCAGGCUAUAAUCUGUUACUACUUUACACAAUUAUCUUGCUCAGCUUUGUUCCGCUGGAAACGCCUUUAGAAACCAAGAUCCGGCCGCCAGGCGCGCUCGCUGCCACUGAAUGGUGUGAGGUCCUCCAGGCUCCCUCAACUGACAGAGCAAGGGGCGGUCCGUGUGCACACCAACCCAUGCGUAUACGUACGUCUAUAAAUAUUCCUGUGAGUAGCCAUCUGUAUCUACACGAAGUGCUUACCGUCUUCGACGCUGUCCCUGCCCCACUGUCCCUUCCUCCCCUUUCUUACCUGUAAAUGUCCGCGUGACUGAGGUCAGCCCCUUUGCCCCUCCACGCUCCGCAGUGAGCUCGUUUUAUACUUUGGAAGUACAGUUAGACUCUCUUGCCACGGUCUGCAUUUUUUCCUUGGAUCUCCUGACCUCCUAAAGUAUUCUUAAAAAAAUUUGCAUACAUUAAGGUUCACUGUGUGUGGUAAAGGUCUAUGGGUUUUGACAAAUAUCUGAUGUUAAGUAUCCACCAUUACAGUGUCACCCAGAACAGCUUCACUGUGCUGAAGCUCCCUGCGUUUCCCCUGCUCGUCCCUCCCCUUCUAUACCCACGCCUCUGGCCACCACUGAUCUUUUUGCUGUACGUACAGUUUUGCCUUUUCCAAAAUGUCGUAUACUUGGAGUCCAACAAUAUGUAGCCUUUCAGACUGGCUUCUUUUACUGAGAAAUACGCAUUUAAGGGUCCUCCAUGUGAUUCUGUGGCAUUUCUUCUUAUUACUGAAUAAUACUCCAUUGCUUGGGUGUACUGUAGUUUAUCCUUCACCUAUUAAAGGACGUCCUGGUUGCUUCCAGUUUUUAGCAAUUAUGAAUAAAGCUGUUAUAAAUAUCAAUGUUCAGGUUUUUGUGUGGGCAUAAGUUUUCAGUUCAUUUGGGUAAAUACGUAGGAGUGCAAUCAGUGGGUCACAGGCAAGACUGUGCUUAGGUUUUUAAGAAACUGCCCAGCUUUCUUCCACAGUGGCUGUACCGCUUUACAUUCCCACCAGCAAAGAAAAAGUUACUUAUUUUUCAAUAUCCUCUCCAGCAAUUGGUAUGGUCAGUUUUUUUGUUUGUUUAGCCAUUCUGAUAGGUGUGUAGUGAUGACUACAAUAAGCAAGCAACUCGUUGUUUUAGUUUGCAGUUCCCUAAUAACAAAUGAUGUUAAGCACCUUUUCAUAUGUUUAUUUGCCAUCUUUGGUGAGGUGUCCAGAUAGUUUGCCAUUUUUAAUAGGGUCGUUUGUUUUUGUACUGUUGAGCUUUAAAGUUUUUUUUAAUAUUUGAAUACAAAUCCUCUAUCAGAUACUUGCUUUGCAAACAUUUUCUCCCAGUAUGUGAAGUCUGUUUUC